Messenger RNA from Myripristis murdjan (pinecone soldierfish), 5044 nucleotides. RefSeq names its product aldehyde dehydrogenase 1 family, member L2 (gene aldh1l2). The coding region runs from base 709 to 3168 and encodes 819 amino acids. Gene Ontology annotation, biological process: one-carbon metabolic process; biosynthetic process; 10-formyltetrahydrofolate catabolic process. Gene Ontology annotation, cellular component: cytoplasm. The record is from RefSeq and is a predicted model, not a curated record. The transcript has 24 exons. Lineage: Eukaryota; Metazoa; Chordata; Actinopteri; Holocentriformes; Holocentridae. Gene Ontology annotation, molecular function: formyltetrahydrofolate dehydrogenase activity; oxidoreductase activity, acting on the aldehyde or oxo group of donors, NAD or NADP as acceptor.
GGCACGUACUAUGCUGAGCUGGCUGUGGCGAGUGGCGACGCGACCACAUACCACGGCCACAGCCACACACACACAUACACACACACACGCUGGGAGACAGGUGUGUGUCGCCGCGACCAUUUGUGCAGUGUUUGGAUUUUUUUUUAAUUAUUAUUAUUUCUAAUAUUAUUUUUUUUAAUAAAGCAUCGCCAUUAUGUUGUGGACGGCGAGUCAAGUCAUAAGAAAAUUCUCCACCUCUUCGGAGGGCUGUGCUCCCUGCAGCCAAUAGUUUCCCAGAGCCGGUUCACACCAGUGACAGAGAUGUAUGGCCCACUGGAAUCACCAGAAAACCAGUUACUUAACAUUCCCAGAAGCGAGAGUAGUGUAAAUUCCCCUCUGCCGAGCAAAAGGUGUAAGCACACUUGGAGUACUUGAAGAUGCAUAACAAAGCCUGCUACUGUGCAGCAUUAUUAUCAAAACAAGCUGAAACUAGCUCUGAUUGGCCAGAGCCUGUUUGGCCAGGAGGUGUACACUAACCUGAGGAAGCAGGGUCACAAGGUGGUGGGUGUGUUCACCGUCCCGGAUAAGGAUGGGAAGGCCGACCCCCUGGCGGUGGCAGCGGAGAAGGACGGGACGCCGGUGUUCAAAUUCCCACGGUGGCGGGUCAAGGGGAAGCCCAUCCCGGAGGUGGUGGAGGCCUACAAGGCGGUGGGGGCCGAGCUCAACGUCAUGCCCUUCUGCUCCCAGUUCAUCCCCAUGAACGUGAUCGACCACCCCAAGCACGGCUCCAUCAUCUACCACCCGUCCAUCCUGCCGCUGCACAGAGGAGCCUCGGCCAUCAACUGGACGCUGAUCCAUGGCGAUAAGAAGGCCGGAUUCUCGGUGUUCUGGGCCGACGACGGGCUGGACACCGGGCCCAUCCUGCUGCAGAGGGAAUGCGAUGUGGAGCCCAACGACACGGUGGACACGCUGUACAACCGCUUCCUGUUCCCAGAGGGCAUCAAGGCCAUGGUGGAGUCGGUGCAGCUCAUCGCCGAUGGAAAAGCCGCCCGCGUCCCCCAGUCAGAGGAAGGAGCGAGCUACGAAGGCAUUCAGAAGAAAUCCAACUGCAGGGUCAACCUGGCCCAGCCAGCCCAGGCCAUCCACAACUGGAUCCGCGGCCAUGACAAAGUCCCCGGAGCCUGGACUGUCAUUGAUGGUCAGACGGUGACCCUGUAUGGCUCGUCCAUGUUGGGGGGGUCCGUGCCGGCCGGUCAGCCCCUGCAGAUCGAAGGGGCGUCCCAGCCCGGCCUGGUCUCCAAAAAUGGACUCGUCCUGUUCGGAUCCGACGAUAAAGCACUCCUGGUGAAGAACCUGCAGUUUGAAGAUGGGAAGAUGAUCCCUGCCUCCAAGUACUUCUCAUCAGGAGAAAGCUCCAGUGUGGAGCUGACUGAUGAUGAGAAGAAGAUGGCGGAGGAUAUCAGGAUGAUUUGGAGGGGGAUCCUCAGCAACGUCCCGGCGAUCGAAGACACCACAGAUUUCUUCAAGUCGGGAGCUGCCUCCAUGGACGUGGUCAGGCUCGUUGAAGAGGUGAAGCAGAGAUGCGGCGGCGUCCAGCUGCAGAACGAGGACGUGUACAUGGCCACCACCUUCCAGGACUUCAUCCAGAUGUUCGUCCGGAGGCUGAGGGGCGAAGACCAGGAGGAGGAGCUGGUCAUCGACUAUGCGACCAAAGAGGUGAACAACAUGACUGUGAAAAUGCCGUACCAGUGUUUUAUCGAUGGCAAGUUUGAGGACGCCGACAACGGCAAGGCCUGCGACACCAUCAACCCUGCGGACGGAUCGGCGAUCUGUAAGGUGGCCUACGCCUCCGUGGGCGACGUGGACCGGGCGGUGGCGGCCGCUAAAGAGGCUUUUGAAAACGGCCCCUGGGGCAAGAUGAACCCCCGGGACAGAGGAAGUCUGCUGUACAGGCUUGCAGACCUGAUGGAGGAGCAUCAGGAGGAGCUGGCCACCAUUGAAUCCAUCGACUCGGGGGCCGUGUACACGCUGGCCCUCAAGACGCACGUGGGCAUGUCCAUCCAGACUUUCCGCUACUUCGCCGGCUGGUGCGACAAAAUCCAGGGCAAGACGAUACCCAUCAACCAGGCCCGACCCAACCGCAACCUGACCUUCACGAAGAAGGAACCUCUGGGUGUGUGUGCCAUCGUCAUCCCAUGGAACUACCCGCUCAUGAUGCUGGCGUGGAAGAGCGCAGCCUGCCUCGCAGCCGGAAACACACUCGUGCUCAAGCCUGCACAAGUCACUCCACUGACGGCCCUGAAGUUCGCCGAGCUGACAGUGAAAGCCGGCAUUCCUAAAGGAGUCAUCAACAUAGUGCCAGGCUCGGGCGGCCUGGUGGGACAGCGUCUGUCCGAGCACCCAGACGUCCGCAAGCUGGGCUUCACCGGCUCCACACCGAUUGGCAAACAGAUCAUGAAGAGCUGUGCGGUCAGUAACCUGAAAAAGGUUUCUCUGGAGCUGGGAGGGAAGUCGCCUCUCAUCAUCUUCAGCGACUGUGACAUGGACAAGGCUGUCCGCAUGGGCAUGAGCUCUGUCUUCUUCAACAAAGGGGAGAACUGCAUCGCUGCCGGGCGCCUGUUUGUGGAGGAGUCCAUUCACGAUGAGUACAUCAGCCGGGUGGUGGAGGAGAUUAAGAAGAUGAAGAUCGGAGACCCGCUGGAUCGCUCCACCGACCACGGCCCGCAGAACCACAAGGCCCACCUGGACAAGCUGGUGGAGUACUGCGAGGUCGGAGUGAAGGAGGGAGCCACGCUGGUGUACGGAGGCAAACAGGUCGACAGGCCGGGUUUCUUCAUGGAACCGACGGUAUUCACAGAUGUGGAGGAUCACAUGUUCAUCGCCAAAGAGGAGUCCUUUGGCCCCGUCAUGGUGGUGUCAAAGUUCAAAAACGGGGAUGUGGACGGCGUGCUGCAGAGAGCCAACGACACCGAGUUCGGCCUGGCCUCCGGCGUGUUCACGCGCGACAUCAGCAAGGCCAUGUACGUGAGCGAGAGGCUGGAGGCUGGGACGGUGUUCAUCAACACCUACAACAAGACCGACGUGGCUUCGCCCUUUGGUGGCUUCAAGCAGUCUGGCUUCGGAAAGGACCUCGGAGAGGACGCUCUCAUGGAAUACCUCAGGACCAAAGCAGUGACUGUGGAGUACUAAGGCGCAAACCCUCGGAAUGAACUUUGACCCACGACAGAAUCGAACGGGACUUGUCUGCACCAAUCAGGCAUCCAGCUGACCAGUGUGUGUGUGUGUGUAUAUAUAUAUAUGCACACGUGUGUGUGACCUAGAGGAGAGCGUCGUUGCUUGUCGUGGCCACAGCCUGGACACCGUGCCUACCGUUUCAUAGCGUUCUACGGUGGAAACUUGCAUCAUGGACAUCGGACACACCCGCUUUUCCCCACCACCAAAUCAAAAAAACGCUCGUACAUCUAUACACAAAACCCUGAGGCGGAUCUUGCUGUCCCAGAUGGGAGCCACGCUGGUUCUGACUGGUUAAACUCCUCUCCUUCAAGGUUUCAGAUCUUCCAUAUUCAGUACCACGGUAGUGCAUUUUACUUUUAAAGCGUAACUCCGGACACUGUUUUCCAUCUUCUUCCACCAUCAAUCAUUUCUGACCAAGAUUUCAUCAGUUCUUCAGUAUAGAGCUAUUUACUGGGCAUCCUGCUGUCCUGCUUUUUCCCAGCACAGUCCAACACGACCCAUGGGCUCUUCAAAACUCAAUCCCAAAUGCAUCCAAAACAUGUUUUUUUUUUUCCACAUACUAUGUCCAGUCGGUAAUGAGACAUGUCGGGGGGAAAAAGUAAUGAAAUCUAUGCAGUCUCACGCCUUUCUCAUACAGCUACUCUUGUAGUUCUUUGUUCCCUCUUUACCAGCCAACUUCCUCUGCCUGUCUACAUACAUAAAGUAAAGCACAAUAAGUAAUGCAGUUGCCUCAAAAUUAGUAUAAAAAAAUCAAAAUUCAAAAUGUCUCCUUACAGACUAGGCAUCAGCAUGCUGAAGCAGACAUGCUCUGGCUCUGAUUGGGCUGAUUUUUGGAGAGACUGUCAGCCCUUUAAAGGGGUGUGAAACCCAGGCAGAACAAGGAGAUUUUAGUGACAUCUAGUGGUUGAAAAUUUUAUGACCACAACAAUGCCUUCCUGCCAUGCAAGAUUUUAAGACCGUACUGGAGAGCUGUGCACUCAGAAAGGCAAUUAGCUCUAUAGUGACAAGAUAAGUAGCUCUAUUUGGUCGGAUUGGUGGGAAAUGAUGGGAAAACGAGUUGCAAAUGUGUGGAGUUAUGCUUUAAAUGCUCAAUCCCUAAUCCAAAUGAAAACAAAAUCGUAGCUACAGAAAACGAACAAAAAAAAAGAGGGGGGAUUGGAGACAUUGUUUUAGUCUUAAAUUUGAUUUGUACAAGUCUAACUACAAGGACUGACUUCUUGACAGCCAAAUGUGAGGUGUCAACAUAUUUUACAUCUGUGAAUGCUUCAGCUUCUUUCUUUUCUCUGUCAACACCGGAGUCGUGUUUUGAGUUCCAGGUGGGAUCUGAAAGAUGAGGAGGCUUAUUUUUUAUCUGCAUGCCAAACCGUUCGACAAGAUGCCUGUAAACAUAACACACAUACUCCAAAAACAAACAAACAAACAAAAAAAAAAAAAAUCUUUGUCUGUGCUGCUGUCAGAUGCCAAUUUCAUCGUUAGAUCCCACGUCGGUCUGUAACUGAGCCAUUUUAUUCGCUGACACUCUGUGCAGCUUUCAGGUCCCACUUUAACUUAACACAUUCACAACUCCCUUUUUUCCAAUUUUACUUUAUUUGUAAAUAUUUUUUAACAAAAGGGAAAAAAAAAAACUAUUUGAUAUAUUUUUUGACAUUGUACUUGUCAGUCAAAGGAACAUUAUAUGUUACAACACUAUAUUUGUUUAAGACACACCAGCCUGACUGUAGAUGUAUUUAACUUUUAGAUCAAUAGAAAAUGUUGAAAAAAAACAAACAAACAAAAAAGAAGAGAUUAAUGUGAAACACUACAGAGAUGAAGUUAUCAGAUUAGUUUUCUA